GGGCACAUUCACAUUGAAGGCACACCUAAUGAGAAUACAACGGGGGUGAGAAAACUGAGAGAAUUCAGUAUCCCCAGGUCGUUGAGUUGACUCGCCGUGCGACAGAACGGACGACGGAAAAGCAAAUAAACGUUCAGCAAGCUCAGCCAGUAAAGAGUCUGCUUCCUAAUUCCCGAGUUCUGGAAAUCCUAGUGUAAACUAUGGAUUCACUCAGUUAUAUCUUUUGCUCGUAGAUGUAACAAUGUCUGCUAAUAACAACAACCCUCAAAAGAAUAUUGGGGCUUCAUCCCCUUUCGGAAAUUCUUUGCCCGUGAAUCCAUCUGCGCAGCAACAACUGGGAUCUGGAUUUCCGGGACAGCUUCAGCUUUCUGAAGCUCAGAUGCAGGCCCUCGCCCAGGCUCAAUCAAAGGCUGAGGCUCAGGCUCAAGCUCACGCCCGAGCUCGAAUGUUUGCAGCCCAUGCACAAAUUCAAGCCCAGUGGCAAGCUGCUCAGGGCCUUCCAUUCAAUCAGGGUCAUUCUGGGGGCAUUGCGAAUUUGGGUUCACAAUCUCCCUCUGUUUCAGGUGCUGGAAGUGCCAGUGCCAAAAGGUUUCCACAAAAACCACCUGUACAUCCGCCAAGCUUCUCACCUUCCACCACAGCCUCUCCAUUGAGGACAAUGGACGCAUCAGCUGCUGCUCGGAGGAAAAAGCAGAAACUUCCUGAGAAACAGUUGCAGGAAAGAGUUGCAGCUAUUUUGCCUGAGUCUGCUCUCUAUACUCAGCUUCUUGAGUUCGAGUCUCGAGUGGAUGCUGCUUUGACAAGGAAGAAAAUUGAUAUCCAGGAGGCUCUAAAGACACCAACCUAUAUACAAAAAACGCUCCGCAUUUAUGUUUUUAACACUUUUGCGAAUCAGAUACGCACCAUUCCUAAGAAACCAAAUGCGGAGCCGCCUACAUGGACUCUUAGAAUUGUAGGGAGGAUCUUGGAGGAGGGAGUGGAUCCUGACCAGGCUGCCAUGAUGCAGAAUCCGAGCUCUUCAUAUCCAAAGUUCUCUUCAUUUUUCAAGAGAGUCACAAUCACUCUGGACCAGAAAUUAUAUCCUGAUAACCAUUUGAUUAUAUGGGAUAGUGCUAGAUCACCUGCUCCUCAUGAAGGCUUUGAGGUCAAAAGGAAAGGGGAACAAGAAUUUACUGCUAGCAUAAGAUUAGAAAUGAACUAUAUGCCUGAGAAAUAUAAGCUUUCUGCAGCUUUAACGGAGCUUUUAGGCAUUGAGGUUGAUACUCGACCAAGAAUCAUUGCGGCAGUAUGGCAUUAUGUCAAGGCUCGAAAGUUGCAGUGUCCAGAUGACCCAUCUUCUUUCAACUGUGAUCUACCGCUUCAAAAAGUAUUUGGGGAAGGCAAGAUCAAGUUCACAGCAGUUACACAAAAAAUUACACCCCACCUCUUUCCUCCUCAGCCCAUACAUUUAGAACACAGGAUCAAACUCUCAGGAAAUAGUCCUGUUGGAACUGCAUGCUAUGAUGUAUUAGUUGAUGUACCCUUCCCUAUACAGAGGGAAUUGAAUGCUUUGUUGGCCAAUACUGAAAAGACCAAAGAGAUUGAUGCCUGUGAUGAAGCAAUUUGUGCAGCAAUAAGAAAGAUCCACGAGCACCGGCGGAGAAGGGCAUUCUUUCUUGGAUUUAGUCAGUCACCCAUAGAGUUUAUCAAUGCCCUGAUAGAUUCUCAAAAUAAGGAUCUGAAGCUUGUUUCUGGGGAAGCAAGUCGCAAUGCAGAAAAAGAACGCCAUUCAGAUUUCUUCAACCAACCCUGGGUUGAAGAUGCUGUUAUUCGCUACCUUAACCGAAAGCUGCCCGGAGAUGCCCCUGGCAACACAUGAAUCGGCAGGAGUGGCACAACUUGUAAUGACUAGGAGGGUAAUUGUUUUGGCUUUAUUCUUCAUUGCCUGUGUACACAUGGUACGAGUGAUGCAAUUUGCCAUCACAAGCAUCAAAGGAAGAAAACAAUACAUCCUUGUAGAAGUGUGGAAUUGAAUUUCUUGCUGGUUCAGCAUGUUGUCAACUUCAUGUUCUUGGCUGGACAGAUAUGGCAAUGUAAAUUGAUUAUUGCGUAAGGCCCCAUUAACUGCUAUAGUUGUAGUGCUGCAAUGUUGUACUUAUACAUGGUAGAAUGUGUAAAAUCAGACUAGAUAGAAACAUUGCAAUUAUCGUCUCUAAAUGCUAAUCUUUUUUCAGUCGAGAUACUUUUUA
Sesamum indicum (sesame) is the source of this 2228-nucleotide messenger RNA. RefSeq names its product SWI/SNF complex component SNF12 homolog. Lineage: Eukaryota; Viridiplantae; Streptophyta; Magnoliopsida; Lamiales; Pedaliaceae. The record is from RefSeq and is a predicted model, not a curated record.